AUGGAAGAUGGUAAGCGAGGAACGAUUCUGAUAACAAACGACGACGGGAUCGACGCUCCCGGAUUAAGAGCUUUAGUUGACUCAUUAGUCAACACUAAUCUUUUCAAUAUCCUUGUAUCUGCUCCCGAUAGCGAGAAAUCAGCUGUUAGCCACAGCAUCACAUGGCUUCAUCCUAUAGCUGCCAAACAAGUACACAUUCACGGAACCCUCGCUUCCUUCGCCGUUUCUGGAACGCCCGCUGAUUGCACUUCUCUCGGAAUUUCAAAAGCACUCUUUCCUAUAAUACCCGAUCUGGUACUCAGUGGCAUUAAUAAGGGUAGCAACUGCGGCUAUCAUAUUGUUUACUCAGGCACUGUAGCUGGAGCUCGGGAAGCCUUCUUCAAUGAUAUCCCUUCUAUCUCCAUUUCAUAUGAGUGGGUUGAAGGAAAGAGUAACCCACGUGACUUUGCCCUAGCUGCAGAAGUUUGCAUUCCAAUCAUUAAUGUUGUACUGGUUGAUAUAAAGAAUCGAAGUUACCCUGGAAAAUGUUUUUUGAAUAUAGACGUGCCAAACAAUGUUGCUGACCAUAAGGGUUACAAGCUAACUAGGCAGGGUAAAAGUUUCUUUAAGAUGGGAUGGAGAGAAGUCACCUCUGAGACAAAAGGACGAAUAAUGUCAUCUGAUAUGUCCAACACAGAAACGGAUACACCCAAAACUAUUGGCGCAUCAUCUGCAUCACCUGAACAUCUUUUAUUUGCCAGAGAGAUACGAGGUUCUGUACUUGAUCAUGAUGAUACGGAUCACAAAUCUUUGAAGGAGGGCUAUAUUACUGUUACUCCUCUUGCUGGUCUCUCUCGUGCGGAUGUAGAUAGUCAGACCUAUUUUGAAGAUUGGCUGCAAAGUGUCCCUAAGCACCUCUCUACGGCAGCUUUAUAA
Vicia faba (fava bean) is the source of this 915-nucleotide messenger RNA. NCBI's taxonomy places the organism in Eukaryota, Viridiplantae, Streptophyta, Magnoliopsida, Fabales, Fabaceae. The record is from the annotation of a GenBank genome assembly.